Messenger RNA from Fulmarus glacialis (Northern fulmar), 978 nucleotides. RefSeq names its product secretory carrier membrane protein 2 (gene SCAMP2). Gene Ontology annotation, biological process: protein transport. The record is from RefSeq and is a predicted model, not a curated record. The coding region runs from base 1 to 978 and encodes 325 amino acids. The transcript has 9 exons. Lineage: Eukaryota; Metazoa; Chordata; Aves; Procellariiformes; Procellariidae. Gene Ontology annotation, cellular component: trans-Golgi network membrane; recycling endosome membrane.
AUGCUGAUUUGUCUUUGCUCUCUCUCCUUUCAGGAUCCCUCGGUGACACAGCUCACAAACACUAGCCAAAGUGGCUUGGAUGAAUUCAACCCCUUUUCUGAGAGCUCCCAGCUGACAAAUGCAGCACGGACGACACCAGCCACGCAGCCCUCUGGCCGCUCGCAGCCUGCUGUUCUGCAGACGUCUGUGGAGCCCACUCCCCAGGCCGUGGCUGCGGCAGCACAGGCUGGGCUUCUUCAGCAGCAGGCAGAAUUAGAGAGGAAGGCAGCUGAGUUGGAGAAGAAGGAAAGGGAAUUGCAGAGUAACGCAGCCAGCAUUAAUCCGAGGCAAAACAACUGGCCACCUCUUCCCAAGAAGUGUCCCAUCAAGCCGUGUUUUUAUCAGGAUUUUUCUGCAGAUAUCCCAGCUGACUACCAGCGGAUAUGCAAGAUGCUGUAUUACUUGUGGAUGCUGCAUUCCAUUACCCUGCUCCUAAACCUGCUUGCUUGCCUGGCAUGGUUCACAGUCCAGACGGAAAGAGGAGUAGACUUUGGUCUCUCGAUCCUGUGGUUUAUUUUAUUCACCCCUUGUGCCUUUCUCUGUUGGUACCGACCAAUUUACAAGGCUUUCAGGUCUGACAGCUCCUUCAGCUUCUUCGUCUUCUUUUUCAUCUUCUUCUGCCAAAUAGCAAUCUACAUCAUCCAGGCUGUCGGCAUCCCUGGCCACGCAGAGCUCGGAUGGAUUGCGGCGCUGUCUGAGCUGCAUGGGAACCUGGCCGUGGCUGUUAUCAUGAUGGUGGUGGCAGGAUUCUUCACGCUGUGCGCAGUUCUCUCGCUCUUCCUCCUGAAGCAGGUGCAUUCCCUGUAUCGGCGCACGGGAGCCAGUUUCCAAAGGGCCCAGGAAGAGUUUUCCCAAGGCAUCCUCACCAACAGGGGCUUCCAGAACGCAGCCGCUGGGGCGGCCUCCUCAGCCGCACAGAGUGCUUUCCGGGGAAACUAG